Vitrella brassicaformis is the source of this 3593-nucleotide messenger RNA. NCBI's taxonomy places the organism in Eukaryota, Vitrellaceae. The record is from the annotation of a GenBank genome assembly.
AUGAGCGGAUUCCCGAGAUGCGUAGCGCGCUCAGGCGAAGUCUCGCCCCCAAGCGCGCAGCCCCCAGGCGAAAGGCACAUGGCGAUGGCGGACGAGGUCGAGCCUCUCGUCGACGUUGAAGGUGGAAACACAUACAACAAAGAUGACCCUCAGCCUUUUCUGCACUGCAAUGCCAUCUGGAUCUGUGUCUGUGUUUGUGUUGUGUGGUGUUGGAUGUGUGUGACUGACCAUCCUGACCAAUCCAUCCAUCCAUCUAUCCAUCCAUCCAUCCCUGGGUGGCGUGGUCCAUCAGAGUUGAGUGAGGAUGAGGACGUCUUCGAGGUGGAGGAGCUCGACGAGGAGGGGCUGCCCGCCGAGGGUGAGGAGGACGAGGAGGAGGACGACAUCAACGACCUCAACAAACUCAUUGCACAGGCCAAGGAAACAAAAGGUCACACAGACACACAGGCAGACAGACAAGCAAGGCAAGAAAGGAUGCAUGGAUGGACGGUCGUGUUGGUUGUGUGGUUGAGUGUGGUGCAGAGGCUGAGGAGGAGGCGGGGAGGGCGCGGGGUCUGCCCGAGGCGUCCGAGCGUCCCGCCGUGGUCGACGACUUCAUUCGCAACUUUCUCAUGAAAUUCAACAUGAAAGAGACACUCGAGGCCUUCCAGGUCACACCGACUCACUCACCGACACACACACGCGCCGCGCCCUCGUCUCAAUUGUGUCUCUGUGUCUGUGUCUGUGUCUGUGCAUUGAUUCCUUCAUUGGUUGAUUGAUUCAGAGUGAGUGGUACGAGCUGCAGGAGGCUGGGAAGCUGGCGGACAGUGAGGGUGCCCUGGUGGUCCCCGAUGUUUACGUCACGCAGCAGACCAUGGCUGACGAAAUCCGAUCACUCAAGACGGAGCUCAGCCAAACCAGGGCCAUCGCUGCAAAGGCCAAGUGAGCUAGGGAGACAGACAGACAAGAAGGGCGGGGAUUCACUCACAAAUGUGCAGGAAACGAGCGCGCGCGUCUGUGUGUGUGUGUGUGUGUGUGGCGACAGGUCUGGUUGGGACAAGUUUCGUAAGGAGCGUGAUUUCCACCGGAUGCACCACAGAAGGGUCGUGCAGGAGAAGAACAAACUCAUCAGUAAGCCGAUGGAUGGAUGGACGCUCUCACCCAGCGAGUCAUUGUUGCCAUGUUGUCGACAACAUUUACCGCAGCUGAUCUGCGUCGCCUCAAGAAGCACUACGACCAGUAUGAGCCCACCCUUCACGAACUGAAAACAAGAUACGAGGUCACAACACACCCGCCUUGUGGCAUCCAGCUCUCCUUCGUCAUCUCCCUUCACUGUGUGUCUCCCAUCCCAUGUGUCUGUCUGUCUGUCUGUCUGUCUUUCAGUCAGUGAUGAAGGAGAAGAUGCUGCUCCGUCUGGAGCGAGACCGCCUGUUGGGCAAAGUCGACACACUGCAGCGACAGACCACCAAGAAGUCAGAGGCCGGCGAGGUGGGUGCGGGCGCCACCACCGCCACCGGUGCGGCCGAGACAUCGCUGCAGCAGCCCAGCACUUCCACCGCACCGCAAGCCCGGCUUAAGGGCGGGCCGUCGCAGACAGAGGGCGUCUCCACUGAAGGUGAGUGAGCACACCAGUCUCACCCUGAUUCCGGCCGUUCCCUCUGUGCGUGCGUGUGGUGCGCAGAGAGUCGUAAGCGUCGCCCGCAGCUGCAGGACACCCCCUGGCCGGCCGACGAGAGGCAGCGGAGGGGCGUCGGUGGGAUGCAGGUGACUGUCACCAGCACCGCCACCACCGGCCCCGCUGUCGACGCGGCCAGGCUCAAGCUGCACCGCACCUUCAAGGGCCACAUGGCUGCCAUCGCUGCCGUCGCCUUCCACCCCAAGAUGCCACUCGGUAGGACACGCACACAUCAACUGGACGGACCAGUCUGUCGAUGAAUUGAAUGUCGUUAUGUGCUGUGCUGUGUUGUGUUGUGUUGUGUUGUGUUGUAUGUGCGUGCAGUGGCGACGGCGAGCGACGACCGCACGUGGAAGACCUGGUCGAUGCCCGGCGGCGAGCUCGUCAUGAGCGGGGAGGGGCACAGAGUGAGUGAACCAGUGAAUGCGUGAGUGUAAGCAUUUGCUGCCUUUCUCAUUAUCAUCCACUGAUACGUCAUCAGGAUUGGCUGAGCGGUGUGGUUUUCCAUCCGCGCGGCAGUCGGUUGAUCAGCACGUCGGGCGACGGCACCGCCAAGGUGUGGGAUUUCGUCAAGGAGCGCUGUGUGCACACGUUCAAGGACCACUCGUCGGCAGUGUGGGGAUGCGACGUACACUGUGGAGGUGAGAUGCGCAUCACAGAUGCUAAGGGAUCAAUAAACGAACGAACGGACACACACCCAGAGAGGGAGAGGCUGCUUUGUGUGUCUCUGUUGCUGUCUGUGUGUGUGUCUUGAUUGCAGGCGACUUCCUUGUGACGGCCGGCAUGGACCACACCGCCCGCGUCUUUGACCUGAACAGGCAAGGAAAAACACAUACAUGGAUCAGGACACGAGACAUACAAGCCUGUCUAACAAGAUGGUGUGGGCGUCGGUGUGUUCUUGCAGCCACCGGUGCCGGCAGACGCUUCGCGGCCACGUGGAUGCUGUCAACUCGGCCAAGUUCCAGCCACAGAGCGCCAUCAUCUGCACCGCGUCGGGCGACAAAACGGUCACCGAGAUCAUUGACAAACGGUCAACGAAUAGAUGCUUGUGUAUUGUUUGUUCGUCGCUUGAUGCAGGUGUCUCUGUGGGACAUGCGGUCAGGCCUGUGCGUGCAGACCUUCUACGGCCACAGCAACGCAUGCAACCACGCCACCCUCAACUCACAGGCAGGAAAAUAAACUGCUGUCAUGUUAGGCAGCCAACCAUUGGCGCACGAACCAAGGUGCUGUUUUUCUCCAUGUCAUCAUAUGUGUAAUCAGGGUGCGGUCGUGGCGUCAUCCGAUGCUGACGGCAUCGUCAAACUCUGGGACGUCCGAAAGAUCGCCGAAAUACUGCAAAUCGACACAGGCACGGACACACGAACAGAUAGGCGAAAGGGAGAGACACGUGUGUGGUGUGUGUGUGUGUGUGUGUGUGGGUGUGGGUGUAUGUGUGUGUCCUGCUGUAGGUCGUUACCCCGCCAACGCAGCGGCAUACGACCCGAGCGGCAACACGCUGGCCAUCGCAUCGGGGGACGCAUCCAUCAAACUGUACAACCAACACCACAUCCAUCCAUCCAUCCAUUGGUGCACGUGUGUGGGUGGGGUGGCAGGUUCGAUGUUGAGCAGCAAGCGUUUGUCAGCAACCUGGAGGGACACGAAGACGCUGUACAGGUGACAAGAAACAAACUUGUUUGUACUGGCUGAUGUGAUAUGCGGAUGUGUCAUUUGUCGAGUGCAGGAUGUGGUGUUUGAUCCCCGCGGCAGCAUGCUCGUCUCGGCUUCAUCAGACGCAUCAUUCAGAGUCUGGCAGCCAUGACACACACGCACACAUGCGUCAACGAGUGCAUGGACAAGAAGUUGCUCGAUAAAGCCAAUUCGUCGGUAUACUGUGCGUCCACCACUCCAUGCAGAUACAUACACACACGUGUACGUGUCCAAAGGACUGGCAGGGCUAGAG